CCCCAUUUGCCAAUUCUAGGCUGUGCGAGAAAGUAGGGGACAUGCUGCAGAGCUCACAGAGCACCGUAGCUGCGAAUGCGGAAAUGGCAACUCAAACUCAAACAAAGCAAGCAAGCUAGCUACUAGCAAGACCCAAGGAUACUACAGGGCGCAAGAACUGAAGAGGAAGCGAAUUACUCGAGCCAAGGUGCGUUUGUUAGUGAAUCAUUAGCCGCGAAGACCAGAUUUAUCUUCCGCAGAUGGGUUUUCCUUCCUUUUCAUCUCGUUUCCCUGUGGCUUAGGCAGUAGGAACAGUUGAACUCCUUGAGAGGGUUUCAGAUCCAAAGGUAGUAAGAAAGAAAAGUUGACAGAAUCGUCAUUUGCUAAUUGGAGUAGUAGAGCUAUCUCAGUUUGGGAUAUGAAGCAGUUCAAUGCAGCUUUCUCUUUGUUCCUGAUGAAGAAAUGGUCUGGUGGAGCUGUGAUUAUUGCUCUAGCUGUCAUCUUCAUCUGCAGCUAUACCCUCAUGUCGAAUUCAACCCAACCCCCAAAGAGCACCAAUCAAUCCGUAUCUGCCCAGGAUUUCUUCAAUAAUCAUCCAUCCAAUACUUCUCUAGCAAAGGAAACAACCGAGCAGCCACCAAAAAGCAGCAAGGCGGAGUUGAAAUUCUUUGAAGGGCUUGCUGAUCUCUAUGCUCCAAACAAUAGUAAUGUAUCAUCGAAAGCAGCAUUGCUCGUGUGGGCUCAUAUGCGUGUGGUUUUGUCCCGGUCCGAUGCUUUGCCCGAGACAGCGCAAGGGAUCAAAGAGGGUUCCAUAGCUUGGAAGGAGAUGCUGCCUUUGAUUCAGGAGAAGGAAGGAAGAUCUGGUAAUAAGCUGGUUAAAAGUGAUGAGAGAUGCCCUUAUUCUGUAAGUAGAGUUGAUUUGGAAGUACCAUACAACGAAACAAUUCUAGAUAUCCCUUGUGGUUUGAUUGAGGAUUCUUCCAUCACGUUAGUUGGCAUUCCUGUUGGUGGGCACAAUCAAAGUUUCCGAAUUGAGCUCUUCGGAUCACAACUUCAAGGGGAAGAGCUACAGCCUCCUCCAGUCGUCUUGCUGUAUAAAGUGAAGAUACCUGGAGAUAAUAUGUCGGAGGAACCAUUCAUUGUUCAGAAUUCUUGGACUAGAGAUGGAGGUUGGGACAAUGAGGAAAGAUGUCCCUCUCAUAGAUCUCCUAAUGUUCAGAAAGUUGACGGACUUGUCAUAUGCAACGAACAAGGAGUUAGAAGCACCAAAGAAGAGAACCAGAAUGCAACGACAAAUGGGUCUAGAGAAAGUGUUCACACCGAUGCUAACUUUCCAUUCAUUGAAGGAAAUCUAGUUACUGCUACAUUAUGGGUAGGUCCAGAGGGAUUCCAUAUGACUGUCAAUGGAAGGCAUGAAACGUCUUUAGCAUAUAGAGAUAAACUUGAACCAUGGUCAGUCAACAGAGUGAAAGUGUCUGGCAGUUUGAGUAUCCUCUCAGUAUUGGCCAAAGGGUUACCUGUUCCUGAAGAUCAUGAUUUACUUGCUGACGUUGACCAACUGAAAUCUCCACCAUUGGCAAAAAAGAGACUGGUGAUGCUGGUUGGGAUUUUCUCUACAGGGAAUAACUUUCAGCGAAGAAUGGCACUCAGGAAGUCAUGGAUGCAAUAUGAAGCUGUACGUUCUGGCAAGGUGGCUGUCAGAUUCUUCAUUGGCCUUCACAAGAACACUCAAGUGAACUUCGAGCUGUGGAAAGAAGCCCAAGCAUAUGGUGAUAUCCAACUGAUGCCUUUUGUUGAUUAUUACAGCCUCAUUAGUUUGAAAACCAUUGCCAUCUGCAUAAUGGGGGAUGUUAGCCUGAGCCAUCUCUUGAAUCUGCAGACUAAAAUACUCCCUGCAAAGUACAUCAUGAAAACAGACGACGAUGCCUUUGUGAGGAUCGAUGAAGUGCUCAAGAGUCUCAAAGAAAAGCCAUCCAAGGGUCUCUAUUAUGGCCUUAUGGCAUAUGAUUCGUCCCCCCACAGAGACAAAGAAAGCAAAUGGUACAUUAGUGAGCAGGAAUGGCCUCAUGCUGCGUAUCCUCCAUGGGCACACGGUCCAGGCUACAUAAUCUCCAGGGAUAUAGCCAAAUUCAUAGUUCAGGGCCAUCAGGAAAGGAAUCUCAAGCUUUUCAAACUUGAGGAUGUUGCAAUGGGGAUAUGGAUUGAAGAGAUGAAGAAGCAGAAGAACAAGGGUGAGGAAGUGCAUUACGCGAAUGACGAUAGGUUCCACAACGCAGGGUGCGAACCGAACUACGUGCUGGCACAUUACCAGAGCCCACGGCUGGUUCUAUGCCUUUGGGAGAAGUUACAGAAGGAGCAUCAGCCCUCCUGCUGCGAGUAGAAUAUUAACUGUCUGUCUGUAACAUCACACAGCCACCGCCUUGUUUUUGCUCCUUGUUGUACAGUAGUACAUUACAGAAGCUCAACAUUGUUGAAUUGAUUUGUUGGUUAUGAACAGUGUUUGGUUGAUUGGUCGGAAACUGUUCUGUCUUUCUUAUUUAUUUAUUU
Messenger RNA from Linum tenue, 2526 nucleotides. Lineage: Eukaryota; Viridiplantae; Streptophyta; Magnoliopsida; Malpighiales; Linaceae. The record is from the annotation of a GenBank genome assembly.